UUGAUCUGGCCGCUGUAUUCCUCGCGCUGCGGCGGCUGCUGCUCUGUGUUGUGUUGGGCUGGAGCUGCAGCGCUGACAUGGUGAGCGGACCGGUGCGGGAAACACACCACCACACCUCUCACCGCUGCAGGCGACAAGUGGCUCAUCAAAAUGUUCUGGAUUCUUCGACAUACCUUCCCACUUCUACUAACUGUGCACGUCAUAUAUUCAACUGUGAUUCCUGUGGGGGCCGAGGAGGAGACCAGAGAAUGCAGAGAACAGGAGUACAGGGACCGGUUCGGGAACUGUAAACCCUGCAAGCAGUGUGAUGCCGGAAAGGAGCUAUCAAAGGAAUGUGGCUUUGGUUAUGGAGAGGAUGCCCGGUGCUUGCCCUGCCGGAGCAGUCGCUUUAAGGAGGAUCGGAGUCUGCAGAAAUGCAAACCCUGCCUGGACUGUGGACUCAUCAACCGCUUCCAGAAGGGCAACUGUUCCACCACCAGCAACGCUGUGUGCGGUGACUGUCUGUCGGGAUAUUACAGGAAGACAAAAUUAAGUGGUUUUCAAGACAUGGAGUGUAUACCCUGUGGGGACCCUCCACCUCCAUAUGAGCCUCACUGCAGCGGGCGCGUGAACCUGGUGCCGCUGCCCUCGGUGGAGACCAGCCCGCGGGACAUGGCCCUGGCUGCGGUCAUCUGCAGCGCUCUGGCCACCGUGCUGCUGGCGCUGCUGGUCCUGUGUGUCAUCUACUGCAAGAGACAGCUGCUGGAGAAGAAGCCCAGUGCUGCCUCUCUGAGGAUCCAGGAUUGUCCCUACAGUGGAGCAGAGCUGUCCUGCCUGGACCCCCGCUGGCUCCAAGACCUUCCCCCGAGACCCUGCUGCCAGUGUCGCCUCGGCCCCGGACACACCUGUGGACCAGUCCACCUGAUCCCAUCUCUGUGCUGUGAUGAGAGCUGCAGUCUGGGCCGCAGCCUGGACAACAGUCCCUUCCAGUCCCAGAUGAGCCUCAGUGACAGAAAUACACAUCACGAUGAGGAGAGUUUAGAGCCCGCGGAGUGUUUGUGGGGGCCUCAGUGCAACGCCGAACCUGCAGGGAGACUGGAGGUGGAGGAAGAUGAUGAAGGGGAGGGCCGCAAGUCGAGGGAGAAUUCACCCGAGAUGACCAGAAAGAGCUACAGUGAAGCUGUGACGGAUGCAUCAAGCCAGGAAGGAUGACAUGGAUUUCUUUGGCUCAUGUUCCACCCUGGACUCAACAACAGCCGUGGCCAGAUCCCAGAUGAGAUUACUCUCUAUCCCCCCCACCCCCCAUUCAGAUGAGCAGCAGCCUCUCAAGUGUGGUCACACCGCCUCUUUGAAACGCCGCGGACCUCAGCGUCGAGGGGUCCAAAUAGAAUAUGUGCAUAAAUGCAAACAAAAAGCACUGCUGAGGAAAAUCAAAGCACGAGGGCAAAGGGGACAGAGAGAUACACAAACAUGCACACGCACACACACAAAGAAUGUGAACUCACUGGCCCAGAAGGUGAAAUCAAAUGAAGUUCAAACGUCGAGGAGUAUUGACUUUUUACCGUCAAUCAAAGUGAAUCAAAGUGAGCCUCUGCUCUGCCUUGAGAACGUCUUUCAUAUUCAUGUAGGAGAACAUAAACUGUACCACUGCAGUAGCAGGUGGUGUUAUGAAGCGUUUGUGUGUCAAGGUAACACAUUUGAGGUGUGAAGAAAAGUUAUUAUGUUGCACAUUGAAGACAAUCUUGAUAAUAUGGAGCAAGUUAAAACAAGGAAUGUCAAAGUGAUAGAUUUGUUGUAGAUACUGUAAAAUAUUAAAUAGGUAAAUAUUUUUGUAACAUAGACAUGACUGACAAUAUGUUUGCUUUACUUUCCACAGUUAGUGUUGUUGAUUGUGAUUGGUCACAUCCAAAUAUUGUUUUUGUAAUUAAACCACUUGAACAAGUUUACAUACUAAGGAAUUUUUUCUUAUUUUAUUCUUUAUUCUUAAAUCAAGCGAUUUAGUAUUGCAACUCACGGGGUUGGGGGAUUUAUGUAAAACACAAUUAAUGCCCUGACAAAUCCUGGCUUUAAUUUGCCAUGACGCAAAUCUAGAGCUGAAACAAUGAAUGGAUAAACAGAAAAAUGUGUGUCAGGAUUUGAUAGACAAAGCAAUUGAUAAUUCGGGCAAAAAUAUUUAAAAAAAGAUGAAUCAAUAAAGCAAUUGUUAAUUGCAUCCCUGCAA
Molecule: messenger RNA, 2200 nt
Organism: Cyclopterus lumpus (lumpfish)
Lineage: Eukaryota; Metazoa; Chordata; Actinopteri; Perciformes; Cyclopteridae
Gene: tnfrsf19
Product: tumor necrosis factor receptor superfamily, member 19
Exons: 10
Coding region: 151-1191 (346 amino acids)
Biological process (GO): positive regulation of JNK cascade; positive regulation of canonical NF-kappaB signal transduction
Cellular component (GO): plasma membrane
Molecular function (GO): signaling receptor activity; protein binding
Source: RefSeq, a predicted model, not a curated record